AUGAGUAAUUCACCAGGUGGAAGUACUCAUUCAUCAUCAGGCCGAGAAAAUCCUACUGGAUAUUCAAGUUCGACACAAUCAAAACGUCGAAGUAGUAAAGAUAGUCCAAUGGCCUUUUAUGAAAUUCCAGCAUGGGUAGAAAAUGUACCAUCGAAAAUAAUUAAUAAUGCUAAACAAUCAUUAAAAGAUAUGCCAACAUCACGUCCUUAUACACCACGUGAUGAUUCAAGAUAUACAUUAACUAAACUUAAUUAUGAUACAACUUCAUUUAAUCCGACAUCAACUGAUUAUGAAACUGAAUCACGACCAACGUCUAGUAAAAUAGUAGAUAUUAAACGACGAAAUUCAAAAGGUUCAAUCGCAGGAAUAUCUGAUAGUUCUGCUGUUGUCGCAACACAACCACCAGCAAGACUUUCAAAACUUAAUCAUCAACCAUCUCAAGAUCAAGUACGUUCGGAUGAUGGUAACAUUUCAAGUCAAACAAAACCUCCAUUACCAUCAAAUCAUCAACGAUCAAAUGCUGUAUCAACUGCAUCAACAAGUACAAUAUCAUCAUCAACUCCAAAGUCAUCACAUCAUCGAAUUAGUUCAUCAUCAACAAAAGAUGAUUCAUCAGAAGAAAAUCUUAUUUGGAAACAUGAAAUAGGUCCAUUGAUUGAAACACUUAUAACUGCUUAUCAAAAAAAUCAUUUUGAACAAUUUGAUCAAACAUGUAAUGAUCUUUAUAAUAGUUUAUUAAAACAUAAUUUAUUUGGAAAAAAAAGUAAUAAAAAACGUGGAGAAUUACUUAAAACAUUAUUUGGUUUUAUUGAAUCGGAAAAUCCAAUUGUACGAUUUCAUGUUGCUCGUUUAAGUCUUGCUUUUCAAAUAAGUAGUUCAAAUAAUUUACGACAUAUAAUUCGAAUAACAGCAGAUUUAACUACAAAGAAAACAAAUGAUCAUAUUUUUUUAAAUACAAAUAUUCUUGAUCUUCUUCUUGAAACAAUAUCACGUGUUGAUGUUGAACAAAAUCUUGAAUCAAUUGCUUAUUUUUCUACAAUAUUACAAAAUUUAACUGUUAAUAAUGAACUUAUUUGUUUUAUAUCGGAGAAAAAACCAUUUGAAUUAAUAAAAAGAAUUUUAAAAACUCUUCUUCAAUUAAAAGAUCAACCACAACUUCUUAGUAAAUUAUGUGAUUGUUUAGUACCAUUGACAAGUGCAUUGAGAAAUUUAGCUGACAAUGAUCUUAAUCGUCAAGAAUACUUAUCCGAUGAUCUUAUUGAUCAUUUAACAUUUAUAUUAAAAUAUUUUACCGAUAAAUCUCAUGAAGAUUUGAUGAAAAAUGUCGCACGAUUAUUCAGUAAAUUGACUCAACAUACUGAUUGUUGUAUGAAACUUGUGCAAUGCUCAUCAUGCUAUCGUUCAUUUCUUAAAAUACUUAUCAAACAUGAAAUUGUUCGUAUUUGCUUUAUUCUUGGUAAUAUGAUGGCUAAAAGUGAAGAUGCUCGUUUAACAUUUAUGAAAGAUUCACAUGCAUUACAAACAUUAACAAAACUUCUUCAUUCAUAUAUUCAACUUGAUUCUCUUGUAUUAAAACCCGAUAAACUUGAUAAUAAUGAUUCUAUAAGUCAAGAUAUUGAUAUUAUUGAUGAUCCAAAUACAAAUCAAUUUCGUUAA
This is a messenger RNA of Rotaria sp. Silwood2, 1656 nucleotides long. The record is from the annotation of a GenBank genome assembly. NCBI's taxonomy places the organism in Eukaryota, Metazoa, Rotifera, Eurotatoria, Philodinida, Philodinidae.